CUUGAAAAUGCUGUCUCUUAUCUGUAUCAUUUGCAUUGCCUCGUUUACGUACGCUGACGUUGGUGAAAGCUCUUACCUGCUCUCCAAAUAUAAGAGAGAUCCCAGAUUGCAGUCGUCUCCAUUUCAUGAAUUGUUUAUUCACUGGCGGAAGUACACUAAGAUAAUAGAUAGUGUGCAGAAGGAAACAAAAGCGCUUCAGCGUCAAAUCAAAGAGCUCCGUUUAACAACUAAUUCGGCGUUGAAAGUGUUGACAAAUGGGCUGGGUACUACCAAAGCUAAACUUUCAAAUUUGGAAGGAAAAUAUUCAUCACUUGACAGGAAAGUCGUAACUGAGGUUGGAAAAGUACAAACAGCUGACCGAACCACGAGAGGAAAAGUAACAACAAUGUCCCAGACGAUGACACGUAUGGUCAGAACACAGAAGUCCUUGGAAAAUGAGAUUAACAACAAUAAAUGUCAAAGUGGUGUUGUAAAGUCUGCCUACUUCACAAGAGUAAACAUGGUAUCUGAUCGAACAGUACGCUUUGCCAGGCCUUUCCAAAGCACACCCAAAAUUGUGUUCGGUCUUUCAUUGUAUGAUUCAAGCCACAAGACAAACGACCGCCUCAAUACAUAUUUGCUGAGACUAGACAGGAAUGGAUUCACCCUGAGAAUUUCAGCCUGGGCAGGGACACUUCUGUUCCAAGCACACUAUUUUUGGAUGGCUUGUCCGUGAACAAUGUUGGAGAAAAUAAAGUAUGGAUUUGCUUUA
Molecule: messenger RNA, 751 nt
Organism: Ostrea edulis (European flat oyster)
Lineage: Eukaryota; Metazoa; Mollusca; Bivalvia; Ostreida; Ostreidae
Exons: 3
Coding region: 8-715 (235 amino acids)
Biological process (GO): cell adhesion
Molecular function (GO): carbohydrate binding
Source: RefSeq, a predicted model, not a curated record